AUGGCGGUAGAGUGCAUUACAGUAUGUUUUCCAUUUAAGCUGCAAGGAGUAGAGUACAGAACGAAGCUGCACACCCCCCUAACAAGAAAAGAGAACAUAGUCAUCUUUUCGCUUCCAUUUAAUUCGCUAAUCCGGGUAAACUCAGAAAAGGCAUAUUCGGUGAAGUACAUAGUAACAGAAAAAAAAGAAGCAGAUGUGAUGAAAAUUCUAUAUCAGAUAAUAAUUGAGUUUAAAAGCAUUAAUGAUGCAAUAGACUUCUUUAACACACCAGUUGUCCAUGUUUCCUACAGUGAAACAACUCUCUUGCAAAAUCUAGACGAAAAAUUAGCAGAGGCCUCUGAUAUACUUGAGAAAACAGGACAGUCAUGGAAGAAAAAGAGAAAGACAGAAGUGGAUGAGGAGGGAUAUUUCACAUGCUAA
Nematocida ausubeli is the source of this 420-nucleotide messenger RNA. RefSeq lists its product as uncharacterized. Bases 1 to 420 code for a protein of 139 amino acids. The transcript has a single exon. Lineage: Eukaryota; Fungi; Microsporidia. The record is from RefSeq and is a predicted model, not a curated record.